Molecule: messenger RNA, 1513 nt
Organism: Rhodamnia argentea
Lineage: Eukaryota; Viridiplantae; Streptophyta; Magnoliopsida; Myrtales; Myrtaceae
Product: dnaJ protein ERDJ3B
Biological process (GO): protein folding
Source: RefSeq, a predicted model, not a curated record
GAAGGAGACGCACAUUGUCGCUCGUGUCCUCCGAGAACCCUAACUCUCGAUCAGUUUGCAUAUCGAAUCGAAUUACACGGGAUCGGACGUUCAGUGGGACUCAAGGUAAUCCGUAACCGGAGAGAUCCGAGCUCUCUCCAUGGCGAAUCCGAGGAAUAAGCUCUUGUUCCUGCUCUGCGCUCUGUGCAGUGCCUUAAUCGCCAUUGCAGGACAGAGUUACUACGACAUAUUGCAAGUGCCGAAGGGUGCUUCGGACGAGCAGAUCAAGAGAGCGUAUCGGAAGCUGGCAUUGAAGUACCACCCCGACAAGAAUCAAGGCAACGAGGAGGCUAAUAAGAAAUUCGCUGACAUCAGCAAUGCGUAUGAGGUGUUGUCGGACAGCGAGAAGAGGAGCAUUUAUGAUAGGUAUGGAGAAGAGGGCCUUAAACAGCAUGCAGCUAGCGGUGGCAGAGGCGGAGGAAUGGGAAUGAACAUACAAGACAUAUUCGAAUCAAUGUUCGGUGGUGGAGGGCGGAUGGAAGAGGAAGAGCAAAUUCCAAAAGGUGAUGAAGUGAUUGUUGAGUUGGACGCAACACUUGAAGAUUUGUAUAUGGGAGGUUCGUUAAAGGUUUGGAGGGAGAAAAAUGUUAUAAAGCCAGCUCCAGGAAAGAGACGAUGCAACUGUAGGAAUGAGGUUUAUCACAGGCAAAUAGGUCCGGGGAUGUUCCAACAGAUGACAGAGCAGGUAUGCGAGCAAUGCCAAAAUGUUAAGUAUGAACGAGAAGGAUAUUUUCUCACCGUCGAUAUCGAGAAGGGGAUGCAAGAUGGACAAGAAGUAAAUUUUUUUGAAGAUGGUGAACCUAAAAUUGAUGGAGAACCUGGUGACUUGAAGUUCCGCAUACGAACAGCUCCACAUGACCAUUUCAGAAGGGAAGGCGAUGACUUACAUAUGACUGUCACCAUAACAUUGGUUCAAGCUCUUGUUGGUUUUGAGAAAACCAUUAAGCACCUUGAUGAACAUUUGGUUGACAUUAGCUCGAAGGGGAUUACUAAGCCCAAGGAAGUGCGAAAGUUCAAAGGAGAAGGGAUGCCAUUGUACUACAACAAAAAAGGAGAUCUAUAUGUCAAUUUUGAGGUUCUAUUUCCCACUUCACUAACAGAAGACCAGAAAUCAAAGAUCAAAAAUGUUUUAGGCUAGGGUGCAGAGAGUACUUAGGGCUCUAAAACGUUUUUUACUGUAAUUUGACGGAGGUUAUUGAAAGUCAGAGGAAACACAGAAAUUUUCCCCCUCACUCUCUUUCACCUUGUUUUUUUUAGCUUUCUAGGACUAGCAAUUAGAUAGUUCAUGCCGAAAGAUGUCUCCGCUGUAAUUCAAUUGGAGUACUGCAAGUUGGGGACCUCUGCACUUUUGAGCGCUGUCUUAUGCCCGGUCGAGUUAUAGUAUUUCUCUCCCUUGUUUUGACUAAAUUUGAGAUGACUGAAUAGCAAAUUAGAAGCAACGGAAUGACAGAUAUUUGCUCAUAUAUUACUUGGA